CUAAUAAUUCGUCCGGAUCUAACGGUCUCCGCUCGGGAAAGAUAUAAGAUUGUCCCACACCUACCGCCCUUCGUAUUUACUGAUAUUUCCCUUCAUUGUCUUUGCAGUAUAGCUUGCCUUCCACAAUUUCAAUUUCUUGGACCUUUACCAAAAAUGGUUUCUGGGAAUCGAUUGAGAAAUGUUGCUAUCGUUGGCGCGGGAGGCAAUAGCGGCCGAGGCAUAACAGAAUAUCUGCUCAAAACCGGCAAGCAUAUUGUCUCCGCUAUAACCAGACUGGACAGCACCACCCCGCUUCCGAAAGGUGUGAAGGUCACAAAGGUUGACUAUAACAAUCAUCAAUCCCUCGUCGACGGUUUUCAGGGCCAAGAUGUCCUCGUUAUCACCCUUCAUCAAUUUGUGACGCCAGAUAUCCAGUCCAAACUCAUCAAGGCCGCGGGUGAUGCCGGGGUACCAUGGGUUCUUCCAAACGAGUGGAGUCCAGACACUGCCAACGAAGACCUAAGCAGGGACGUCUCAGUAUUCCGCUCCAAGCGAGAGGCCGCUGAGGAAAUUGCCAAAUUGGGCAAAAGCUCUUACAUCGCUAUUAACACUGGCUUCUGGUACGAAAUGUGCCUUGCUAACCCUCUUGCCUUUGGCUUCGACUUUGAGAAACAGUCUGUCUCUUUCUAUGAUGAUGGCGAGACUUUGGUCAGCAUGAGCACCUUCGCCCAAGUUGGCCGUGCUGUCGCUGCUCUGUUGAGUCUUCCGGUCCAGCCAGAAGGAGAUGAGACGCGCUGCUUAGAGCACUUCAGAAACCGGAACGUGUACGUUUCGUCUUUCACGAUCAGCCAGAAGGAUAUCCUUGGAUCUGUCUUGCGCGUCACUGGAACAAAUACACCGGACUGGACGGUCACCAAGGUGUCUUCGGGAGAGCGUUAUCAGACAGGUCUCGACGAAAUGCGAGGGGGAAAUAUGGCUGGAUUUCCGAAAAUGAUGUUCUCCAGAGUGUUCUAUCCUGACGACUCCGGGAACUAUGAGAAGAUCAGAGGCACGAGCAAUCAGCUUCUUAGAUUGCCAAAGGAGAGCCUGGAUGAGGCUACGGAAACUGUUAUCAAAUUGAUAAAGGCAGUGAAAUAGGGCUGAGUCCUCCAGUAGAGAGCACCACCGUGAUGCGACAUAAGUUAUAUAAUAAAUCACUAUUUAUUAGCAUUCUUGAAUAAAAUCAGCUCUAGCAGAAACCCUUAUCACAGAGUGGCACACCAAAUAAUACAUACCUUCCAAAUGAUCUCUUUACUAUACUACCCUCUACCUCCUUACCUAGGACCUUAUUACGCCUUAAUUCAUAUAUAC
Molecule: messenger RNA, 1329 nt
Organism: Pseudogymnoascus verrucosus
Lineage: Eukaryota; Fungi; Ascomycota; Leotiomycetes; Thelebolales; Thelebolaceae
Exons: 2
Coding region: 154-1116 (320 amino acids)
Molecular function (GO): oxidoreductase activity
Source: RefSeq, a predicted model, not a curated record